Molecule: messenger RNA, 1505 nt
Organism: Pyrus x bretschneideri (Chinese white pear)
Lineage: Eukaryota; Viridiplantae; Streptophyta; Magnoliopsida; Rosales; Rosaceae
Exons: 1
Coding region: 142-1035 (297 amino acids)
Cellular component (GO): transcription factor TFIID complex
Molecular function (GO): protein heterodimerization activity
Source: RefSeq, a predicted model, not a curated record
CAAAAACAAAAAUAAAAAGCCGCUAAUAAAAGGCAAAGUUUGUCUCCAACAGUUUAGGGUUGAGAAGAAAAACCACACCAGUAUUCGAACUGAACAGUCUGCAAGCACCAAACCUUCUUCCAAUCCACCAACGCCACCACCAUGUCCCAAAAACCCAAAUCACGACGCAAAACCACAAAAAUCGAACAAACACCAACACUCCCAAUCCAAAACGCGACCCCACCAGAGUUCCAUUUUUCCAUAGCCAGGAUCGCGGUGUCUCAGAUCAGCCAAUCAGUCGGAUUCAAAUCAACGAAGCCCUCCGCACUCGAAACCCUGACCCACAUCGCCGUCAAGUACAUCGGCGCCGUAGCCUCCGCCUCGGCCUCCUACGCCGCCAUGGCCAAGCGCACCAACACGAACGUCUUCGACUUCGCCAACGCCCUCCACGACUUGCAGUCGGUGCAAGGAUUCAGAGGCGCCUCCGCCCUCCACGAAAACGGAUUCUGCGUAUUGGGUUCGAGCGUUUUGAGCGAUCUCGCCGGGUUCGUGAGGUGGAAUCGGGAAACCCCCUUCGCCAGGCCGAUUCCGCGGGUGGAGAAAUUGGGCGAGGAGAAAAGGGGAAAUGGGGUUCCCAUUCCGCCGGAACUGGAUUCCCGGAGGGGCUUGCACGUGCCGAGAUGGCUGCCGGCGUUUCCGGACAUGGGGAAGGCGGUUGGGAAGAGGAGGAAUGGGGAGGAGCUGUGGGAGAAUGUAGUGGCUGGUAAUGGCGGCAGUGGCGGUGGCGGUGAGGGUGAAAGUGGAAAUGGGAAAAGGAAUUGCAGGGAAUCGGUGGGAAAGAGUAAGAGGGGGAGAGUGAGGUUUAGGGUCGGAGGAGGGGAAGAGGAGAGUGGGGUGGUGGGGGAAAUGGGCGUGGAUUUGAGGAGUGGGGUGUGUAGAGGAGGGAAGAGGGUGUCUUGUAGUAACAGUGAAAUUGGUUACACUAAUUUCAGUACCAGAACAAGAAUUCAUGAAUUUGUUGAUGAUGAUGAUGAUGAUGAUGGUGAUAAAAGAUAGUUUUAAUUUGAUAAUUUUGUUGUGAUGAAGAUAUUGAAGUUUUUUGGCAAAUUUCAGAGGUUGUUUGUAAUUUUUUUCACCAAGUUGUGUGUUCCGGAGGGACACAGCAGGAUUCGAUCGUCCGAUCUCUCUCCCAAAAAAACGUAGUGCUCUCUCCCAAAGAAACAUAGUGCAUCGUCGGCGCCAUGCCUUUUGCAGGAGUUUCUACACGAAGCUAUGGAUUUACGAUUUUAUGUCAUCGGUCUAGUAUCUUAGUAGAUAUCUUAGUAGAUAGGACAUGUUCUAAUAUUUUAGGGGAUAGGAUGUGGUUUAAUAACUUAGUAGAUAGAAUGUAGAGUUUCUACUUAUGCAUUUAGGGUUCGGAAUUCUUCUCUUUUAAAUUAUUGUAAGUACUCAUCGCCCUUCCCUAACAAUACUAAAAUAGAAAAAUUCAUUGGUUUUCCACUGAAACUGGUGGGCCUCUCGUCCAA